Molecule: messenger RNA, 999 nt
Organism: Penicillium argentinense
Lineage: Eukaryota; Fungi; Ascomycota; Eurotiomycetes; Eurotiales; Aspergillaceae
Exons: 2
Coding region: 1-999 (332 amino acids)
Source: RefSeq, a predicted model, not a curated record
AUGUCUGCAACAGGACCUGGUCACGUCCUCAACGCUUCUGCCCCAGCUCCAGAUCAGAAAAGUGCUCCUAUCACCUCCCUACAACUCUAUCGCCGGCUUUUCCAGGGGCGCAAACACCUGUUUGCCCCCUCUGACAUAUCAUCGGCCCAUUACUUCAUCGAGAACCCCGUCCCUCAUAAACAUCAUGGCUCCUGGAAACCAAUCUUUCACCGAGGAGAUAACCCGAAGUACUCUCCUACAACAACAGUGAUUGGGCGUGCCCGCCGGACAGCCAUGUGGAGCUCGUUCCGUCUGUGGUUGGGCGAUGGUGUACGAGAGGUGUUGGAGAACGAGAAGCGUGCGAAAACCAAAAAAAAAGCGGCCAGGAAAGCUAAGUGCAGGAAUAUAUUUGGCUUAAAGCCGAAACCGCCGAAAGAGCCACUGGAAGAAGAGCAGCAAGUCCUUGGAAAGGUUGUGCUUGUUGAGAUGCGCAGAAAAGGGCUAUUCACUCGCAAGUUUGAAUGGGAGGUGGAUGGGGUGCAGUACCGAUGGUCCGGAACGAGGAUGUUCGCAACUGGACCGAUGAAAGGUGUAAAGGGGUGGACCCACGACUUGAAGCUGGUUCGAAAAUCCGAUAAUGCUCUUAUUGCGACUUUUGAAAAAGGUCGUUGGGCCUCAUAUUCCAAAUCAAUAAGAUCUGGAGGUCCUCCGAACAAAAAGAAGCAGCUGAUUGGCAAACUCCAAGUGAAUAUUCCAUCAGGCACAACUUCAAAUAUCACUGUACCUCUCAACGGACCAAAUCACUCUGCAUUGUCUAAUAUCACAAGCCGAAUUGAUGAUGUCAUCACCGGGACACAUAAGACGGACGACCGAGAGCUGAACAUCCAUGGAUCCCAUGCUGGCAACCUCACGGUGGACGCGAUUGCACUGACAUGCUGGACUGUCGUGGAGGCCGAACAUCGACUUCGAUAUAAAAUUCUGGAUAUUCUUGAAGAGAUUGGGGAGAGUGCUGGAGGUUGA